UUUUAGUUUUUUCUCCUGGAACUUCAGAUUCCCAUUCUUUGCCUGUGCCAUCGGCGAAUUGCAGAUGAAACAAACUUUGAAUGAGGAUAUUUUAAAACAACAAAGUUAUAGGGCAACAGCUGUGAACGCAAGCUGUAAUUGCAGACUGCUAACUACUUCCGGUGAUGCAGGACACGGCCGCCGUAGGUUAAAGGUGACCUCAUUUGUUAUAUUAUUUUGUUUUUUAAGUACUUUUUUUGUGAAAGUGAAACUGAGAGUAUACUUAGGGUACAGUGUGCACUAACACAAUAAUAUAGAACAUUAAUAACACGCACACAGACACACAUAUUUUAUUUUAAUCAAUUUCUCCCGAGACACCCGCGAUAGACUUGGCACCAGUUCGCGGGCUACCGGUUGAUCGCGAUCGACUGGUUGGGCACCCCCAAUGAUUAGGGGGUGAACAGUCGUGUUUUUACUGUAAUUAAGACGAAUCACCGCAUGCUUGGCGAUAUCUGUCAGUGACUUGGACGAAACGAAUCUGGAAACCUAAGCAGCCAAUCACAUCGCAGCAGGGCGUGUCCUGUCCUGCCCCACUUCCGCCACACAGCUACUUUCGUACACGGGUUUUCUUGACGUUAUUCACCGCUAUCCGCUUAAUAUUGCCUUGCGAUUUAGUACUGAACGGACUGCAGCCUCCAUACAAGACGUCCGUCACAACUGAAGAACUACAAUGUCGCUUAUUGAGUUUUUGUGUGCCGAUAAACGCGUCGUGGUGCGCGUUGUUCUCGGCCAUGUUAGCUUAGCUUAGUUUGGCUUACUAGCCGAUCACAAAGAAAAGCACGUUGUCAACCUGAGCUCGACUGCGAAUUUAUUGGGAUUAUCGCGUGAAAAUGUCUGCAAGACCAACACUUAAGUACGAGGAGGAACUUUGUGGAAUAAAAGAAGAGAAUGUGCAACAUCUUCAACGGCUGGAUGAUCUUUACAAGCGGUCUGGAAUUGUGCUACACACAGCAGACGUGAGUGAAAACUACCUUCAUCUGAGCAACAGGAGACAGAAUCCUCUCACAUUAAAAACGAGGAUGAGGAAGAGCACCAUUGCAUUAAAAAGGAGGAGUCAGAGGCCCCAAUCAUGAGACAGGAGGAGGAGGAAAAUGAUAUCACCAACUUGCCAUUGACGUUUGCCCCCCUGAAGAGUGAAGAUGAAGACAAGGGUGAGAGUGAGGAGGACAAAGGUACAGAGUGUCCAAGCGGCAGCUCAAGUCAACACAUAACAGAAGGUGAAGCAGACCACUGUGGAGUAUCACAAGUACUAAGUGUUGACUUUACAUUACACUCUUCUGAAACAGAUAAUGAUGAUGAUGAAGAUGAAUAUGAGCACUAUAAAGGUGAUAAGGCAUGCGACAACGACAAAAAAUGCUCCAAAUGUUUCCAGUGUGGCAAAACAUUUUCUUCAAAGUGGUCUUUAAAAGUGCUCGCAAGAGAACACACUGAAGCCAAACCUUUUACCUGCUUAGUUUGUGGUAAAGGUUUUCAAAAGUCAAGAUUAGUAACACACACAAGAACGCACACUGGAGAAAAACCUUUUUCCUGCACGGUUUGCGGUAAUAGCUUCUCUCAAAAAGGAAAUUUAAGCGAACGCUCAAGAACCCACACUGGAGAGAAACCGUUCGCAUGCUCACUUUGUGACAAACGGUUCUCCCAAAAGGUAUCUUUAGGAACCCACACGAGCACACACACCGGAGAGAAACAUUUUGCCUGCCCGUUUUGUGGUAAAAACUUCUCUCAAAAGUCAAGUGUGACACACACAAGAACACACACUGGGGAGAAAGGUUUUGCCUGCUCCGUUUGUGGUAAAAGCUUCUCUCAAAAGAAUAAUUUAACAGGCCACACAAGAACACACACUGGAGAGAAACCUUUUGCUUGCUCACUUUGCGUCAAAAGCUUCUCUAACAAGUCCAAUUUAAUUAAACACAAAAGAACACACACCAGAGAAAAACCUUUUGCUUGCUCAGAUUGUGACAAAAGCUUCUCUAACAAGUCCAAUUUAAUUAAACACAAAAGAACACACACCAGAGAAAAACCUUUUGCUUGCUCAGAUUGUGGCAAAAGCUUCUCACAAAAGAAUCAUUUAAUAGCACACCCAAGAACACACACUGGAGAGAAACCUUUUGCUUGCUCACUUUGCGUCAAAAGCUUCUCUGACAAGUCCAAUUUAAUGAAACACAAAAGAACACACGCUGGUGAGAUAACAUUCCCUUGCAAUGUGUGAGCUAAAAUAUUCUCCAAUAGACCAGAUGUUGAGCGACACGAGUGUGCUGAUGAGAAGAGCGGUGAUCGUUGAAGCUUGAAGAAGAAGCUGACUCUUGGUGGUAAGACGUAAAAGUAUGAAUAUGAAUUGGAUUAAAAUAUGAAGAAGAUGCUAAGAUGCUGUUGUGUCAAAAGCUUCUAUGAUCACCCCAGUUUGAACAAAAGCAGC
Messenger RNA from Hippocampus zosterae (dwarf seahorse), 2455 nucleotides. Its product is annotated as gastrula zinc finger protein XlCGF8.2DB-like. NCBI's taxonomy places the organism in Eukaryota, Metazoa, Chordata, Actinopteri, Syngnathiformes, Syngnathidae. The record is from RefSeq and is a predicted model, not a curated record. Gene Ontology annotation, biological process: regulation of transcription by RNA polymerase II. Gene Ontology annotation, molecular function: DNA-binding transcription factor activity; RNA polymerase II cis-regulatory region sequence-specific DNA binding.